UCCCUCCCGGCGGGCGGCGGCGGCGGGCGUUGGGAUUCACGGGCCAGGGCUUCGCGAGGCUGGAGAGGCCAGGCCCAGGCCGCGGGCAUAGGGCCCUCGCAGCUUCGGGACGCAGUAUAAUUGGAUUUCCAAAAAGAACUAGCUGAGCUCUUGGCUCUAAGGCGCCUAUCGGACUCAGAACGAGAAUCAUCCGUUUGGCACAAACUUGGGGGCCGAGCUUUUGGGGCUGAAGAAGGAGCGGGGGAGUAGAAAAGGAGACGAGGAGGAGGCGGCGGCGAGCAGAGCCUGGAGGCUAGGAGGCGGAGCAGCACCGCCGAGGAGGCGGCCUCGGCUAGCAGGCGGCGGCGCCGGGCUCUCGGCUGCCCCCGGCCAGACUUGGUGUGGGGGGCGCGUGCGUUACUGUGCGCUGUGGGUCGAGAGACUUGAGCGAAGUUUGAAGGGUAACCGGAGACGCUUGUUGCUCCUCGCCGCAGAAAAAGCCACACCGUUACGUCGCGGCGGGAGAAGGCCGCCCCCCUUGGCGCCCCCGGCCCAGGCAGACGAGUUUGGGCUCCCCGCGACUGAUCGAGUGCUGGGCGGAGACGGCUGCGGCGCCCACGCGGCGCGGGCACCCCAGCUGCAGCGCCCUCAGCUCCGCGCCGCCCACGGCCCGGCCCCGGGAGGACUCUCAUGAGCCGGGCGCGGCCGCGCCUCCCCAGAUCCAAGCCUCUCUCGGCUGCCUCGUCGCGCUCCUCCGGCUGAGAGCGCCGCUGCACCCGUGGCCGGCGAUGCGGGGCCCCGGCGUGGCCGCGUCGCGCUCGCCCCUGGGCCUGUGCACUCUAGUGCUUGCGCUGCUGGGCGCGCUGCCCGCCGGUGCCGGGGCGCAGCCUUACCACGGCGAGAAGGGCAUCUCGGUACCGGACCACGGCUUCUGCCAGCCCAUCUCCAUCCCACUAUGCACGGACAUUGCCUACAACCAGACCAUCCUGCCCAACCUGCUAGGCCACACGAAUCAAGAGGACGCGGGCCUCGAGGUACACCAGUUCUACCCGCUGGUGAAGGUGCAGUGUUCUCCCGAGUUGCGCUUCUUCCUGUGCUCUAUGUACGCACCCGUGUGCACGGUGCUUGAUCAGGCCAUCCCGCCGUGCCGUUCUCUGUGCGAGCGUGCCCGCCAGGGCUGCGAAGCGCUCAUGAACAAGUUCGGCUUCCAGUGGCCAGAGCGGCUGCGCUGCGAGAACUUCCCGGUGCACGGCGCCGGCGAGAUCUGCGUGGGCCAGAACACGUCCGACGGCUCCGGGGGCCCAGGUGGCGGCCCCACAGCCUACCCCACCGCGCCCUACAUGCCGGACUUGCCCUUCACCGCGCUGCCCCCGGGGGCCGCUGACGGCAGGGGCCGUUCUGCCUUCCCCUUCUCUUGUCCCCGCCAGCUCAAGGUGCCCCCCUACCUGGGCUACCGCUUCCUGGGCGAGCGCGACUGCGGCGCCCCGUGCGAGCCGGGCCGUGCCAACGGCCUAAUGUACUUUAAGGAAGAGGAGAGGCGCUUUGCCCGUCUCUGGGUGGGCGUGUGGUCGGUGCUGUGCUGCGCCUCGACGCUCUUCACCGUGCUCACCUAUUUAGUGGACAUGAGGCGCUUCAGCUAUCCCGAGCGGCCCAUCAUCUUUCUGUCGGGCUGCUACUUCAUGGUGGCCGUGGCGCACGUGGCCGGCUUUCUGCUGGAGGACCGCGCGGUGUGCGUGGAGCGCUUCUCAGAAGACGGCUACCGCACGGUGGCGCAGGGCACCAAGAAGGAGGGUUGCACUAUCCUCUUCAUGGUGCUGUACUUCUUCGGCAUGGCCAGUUCCAUCUGGUGGGUCAUCCUGUCGCUCACUUGGUUCCUGGCAGCUGGCAUGAAGUGGGGCCAUGAGGCCAUUGAAGCCAACUCUCAGUAUUUCCACCUGGCCGCGUGGGCCGUGCCCGCUGUCAAGACCAUCACCAUCUUGGCCAUGGGCCAGGUGGAUGGGGACUUGCUCAGUGGGGUUUGCUACGUGGGCCUGUCCAGCGUGGAUGCGCUGCGAGGCUUCGUGUUGGCGCCUCUGUUCGUCUACCUCUUCAUUGGCACGUCCUUCCUGCUGGCCGGCUUCGUGUCGCUCUUCCGCAUCCGCACCAUCAUGAAGCACGACGGAACCAAGACCGAGAAACUGGAGAAGCUUAUGGUGCGCAUCGGCGUCUUCAGCGUGCUUUACACUGUGCCAGCGACCAUCGUCCUGGCCUGCUACUUCUAUGAGCAGGCCUUCCGCGAACACUGGGAGCGCACCUGGCUCCUGCAGACUUGCAAGAGCUACGCGGUGCCCUGCCCGCCUGGCCAUUUCCCGCCCAUGAGCCCUGACUUCACUGUCUUCAUGAUCAAGUACCUGAUGACCAUGAUCGUGGGCAUCACCACUGGCUUCUGGAUCUGGUCCGGCAAGACUCUGCAGUCGUGGCGCCGCUUCUAUCACAGACUCAGCCACAGCAGCAAGGGGGAGACUGCGGUAUGAGCCCCGGCCCCUCCCCCACCCUCCCUUCCCCCAUCCCCUCCGAGGGGGAGAGGCACGGGAAGGAGAGAACUGCUGGGGUGGGGGGUGUCUGUAACCUCCUUGCCCUCCAAGGAGAAGGGACCUGGAAGAGAGAUGAGAUAUGUAGAUUUGGGACGAGGGGUGUGUUUGGAUAAGGAGGUCUGGGUGGAAAAACGGUUUGAAUGAAAAGACUUCUGGCAAAGACUUGCAGGAUGAUGAUCAUGAUGAUGAUGAUAACGAUGAUGUUAAUCACGUACGGUAUGGGCCGACCGGGGUCUAUCAAGAUUGAACCCAGCAGAGAUUGCUCUGAGUUCUUCCCGGCUCCAGGGCUGAACUGGGACUGUGAGCGGUUCCCCUGCUGCAAGACAAGUGGCCUGUCCUCACUCCUGUGAGGCCCGGGUGAAAGGUACAGCUCUGUCUGCGGCGGCGGCUUUGUUGGGAAAAGGGAGGACUCCCUGCGGUGUCCUUGUCAAGCGGUGGUCAAACCAUAAUCUCCUUUCACUGGGGCCAAACUGGAGCCCAGAUGGGUUAAUUUCCAGGGUCAGACAUUACAGGCUCUCCUCCCCUGGCCCCUCCCGCCUGUUUUUCCUCUCCUACGCCUUUCAAGUUCUUGUAAAAUAAGCAUUUGGAAGUCUUGAGAGGCUUGCCUCCUCGAAUCCUAAUGUGAGGAUGCAAAGAAAUGAAGAUAACAUUUCGAGAUGAGGCAAAGGAGACGAGUAGCAGGUAUUUCUGCUACUUUUUUAUUUCCUGCAGAAGGCAGAAGGAAGAAAGAAGGGUGUUUUAUUUGGUUUAAUACUCUGAAAAGAAGUAAUGACUUGUUGCUUUUCAAAACAGGAGUGCAUUUUUCCCCUUGUCUUUGUUGUAAGAGACAAAAGAGGAAACAAAAGUGUCUCCCUUUGGAAAGGCAUAACUGUGAAGACAGCAACUUUUAUAGGCAAAGUAGCACAAAUCAGAGGUUUCCUUUUGGAUGUUAAUUUGGCUGAGAUAAACAUUCCUUUUUAAGGAAAAGUGAAGGGCAGUGUGCUCCCAUACCCCAAUCAGGCAGAGGUUCUGAUUCGGCUAAAGGAAAAUGCAAGGGGUUUUGUUGUAUUUGUUUUAAAUAAAUUUAAUUCAGAACACAUGAUCCUGUCUACAGCCUCUGUUAAAAUGUUCAGGGAAAUCUCUCCCUUUAUUUUUUUUUUCUUCCUAUAAACCUACAUUUAGGUUUUCUAUUUUCUUCCAAUUUGAAUCCUUCAAGAUAAAAGGAAAAGAAUAAUACCCUCAGCCUCCAUAAUAAAGAAGUUAAAAAAAAUCUUUUUAAGUAAAGAACCAUUUUUGUCCUGUUUUCUGAGUUCCAUAAAUCCGUUUAUAAAACAUCAUGUGUAUGCUGACCCUGUUUUUGUGUGGCUGGGUGGGGAGGUGACCUACAGAAAUGAUAAUGAACGAAGCGGACAAUUCAAACCAUGGGUCCCAUUUUUAAGGAAAGUCAUUAAAAGAAGGUAAACUUCAAAGUAAUUCUGGAGUUCUUUGAAAUGUGCUGCAUGACUUAAAUUUAUUAAUCUUAAAUCAUGUACUUUUUUUUUUCUAUAAUAGAACUCUGAUUCUUUUGCAUAAUGCUCUAAAGCUGAGCAGAGAAUCAUGGGAGCUAACCUUUACUCCACCUUUGACACCACCCUCCAAUCUUGCAACACUAUCCUAUUUCUCAAAACAAGUUUUAAAAUGCUGUUUUAAACAGUUUUCAGAUCAGAGAGGGUACUGUCAGGAGUACAAGUUACUUUAUAUAUGUAAUGUUCACUUGAGUGGAGCUGCUUUUUAUAUUAAAGUUAACAUCAACCUUGUGUUUCUUAAACUUCCAAAAUGGUCUCAUUUGUCAGAUUUAAAACUCCCACUAUACAGUUUUUUGGCAUCUUUUGUGUUAUAUCUCUUGCAUGUGAAAUUUGUAAAAUAGAGACAAGUGCAGUAUGUAUAUUUUGUAAAUCUCCCAUUUUUGUAAGAAAAUAUAUAUUGUAUUUAUACAUUUUUACUUUGGGUUUUUGUUUUGUUUUUCCUUUAAAAGUCUACAAGGAAGCCCCACUUUAUCACAUGUACAGAUCACAAAAUAAAUUUUUUUAAUACAAAGUGAA
Messenger RNA from Acinonyx jubatus (cheetah), 4612 nucleotides. It is a transcript of the gene FZD7, whose product is annotated as frizzled class receptor 7. Gene Ontology annotation, cellular component: plasma membrane. Gene Ontology annotation, molecular function: Wnt-protein binding; Wnt receptor activity. Bases 768 to 2492 code for a protein of 574 amino acids. The transcript has a single exon. The record is from RefSeq and is a predicted model, not a curated record. Gene Ontology annotation, biological process: canonical Wnt signaling pathway; non-canonical Wnt signaling pathway. NCBI's taxonomy places the organism in Eukaryota, Metazoa, Chordata, Mammalia, Carnivora, Felidae.